Saccostrea echinata is the source of this 2147-nucleotide messenger RNA. RefSeq names its product cubilin-like. Bases 149 to 1639 code for a protein of 496 amino acids. The transcript has 20 exons. Lineage: Eukaryota; Metazoa; Mollusca; Bivalvia; Ostreida; Ostreidae. The record is from RefSeq and is a predicted model, not a curated record.
GCUGUAUAUAUGCAUUUAGUACAAACUUUGUUUAUUUCUAUGGACAUUUAAUUUGAAUGACACUAUUGGGGAGGACAUAUUUCGUGACUUUGGGAGAAUGACGUAAUAAUAGAAAGUACUCCAGAGGUUGUGUGGAUGUUAAUACCAUAUGGCAGAUCGACAUGGAACAGCUCUACCAUUACUGAUAUUUAUUUCAAUGUUUCAGCCUUCACUCUCUGAUACAUUAACAUGCACAUCAUCCGUGUCUACCAUAAAUUUAAACCCUUCAACAGAUCCGUAUAAAACCUACAAAUAUCCUGCAACCGGUCUGUAUCCAAGAACAACGACGUGCAAAUGGUUAUUUCAAGCCACUGAUGCUAGUUCAAGAAUAACAUUUGAAGUCACCAGUAUUUAUGUUGAUUGUGGAGAUACUUUAAAGUUUCAUGACGGGACAUCUUCGAGUGCUAGCGCCAUUGGCAGCUCUGUGUGUUGUUCGUCAUCCUCAAGUUGUGGUUCCAGUAAACCACCAGCAACAACAACCGGAAACAGCCUCUUUUUGCAACUUGAUUCCGAUGGGACUGACAAUUCUUACGAAACAGGAUUUACAGUUACUGUUGUCGUUGGAAAAGAUGAAUCAAAUUGUUCAGCUUCUGGGACAUUCAACGUAAAUCUUGCUUCAACACUGACAUUGACGUCACCCCAAUUUCCCGACAAGUAUCCCAUAAGUCGCAAUUGUACGUACACAUACACAUAUUCAAACGGGAACGUUCAGUUUGAGUUCAUAUAUAUGAAAGUGGAGCUAUACAGUGGAACGUGCUUCGAUUCUGUAGAAAUCUUUAAUGGGUCUUCAACAAGUUCCCCCCUUAUUGCCAAAGUAUGUGGAGAUACCGUCCCAGCACAGAAUAUCUUUACUUCUUCUGGCACAUCUUUGACUAUAAAGUUCAGCAGCGAUGGUCAGGAGACUAAAACAGGAUUCCUGGCUCGUGUGACACCUGUCGAUCAAACUGCAGUUUCCAGCAGUGUUACUACAGGGAGCAGUUCUAGUGCUUAUAUAACAACAACAAUUAAUAAUGCAGGCACGACAGGCACGAAUGAACCCUCUACUGUUAAUGAUUCAAGCACUACAACGGAAACAAGUACGCAACAACAAUAUGAAACAUCAGGUAACGUCGAAAAAGAAACAACUCAACACUAUGAUGAUACCACUACUAAUGUUGAAACAGACAAAACAUCUUCACGUAUUGAUGGUACCACGACGGAUAUAUACGAAGAAACAACUACUCAGAUACAGGGUGAGAUGACCACCAGUCUUCCAACAGAAUCGACUACUAAGGUGAUAAAUUUACAGUCAACUACUAUAAAAGAAAAGACAACAGAGGGCGUAACAUCACGAACGACUACUGUAGCAGACACCACAAAGACGGAAGUUACGUCACAGCCCACUUUGACUGUGGGAGACACCACAAAGGCGGAUGUUACGUCAAGACCAAUCUCAGUAAGAGACAAUAACAGUCCUUUUAUAGCUGACAGUACGGAUAGCAAUGGCGGAGUAAUUGCUGCUGGCGUCACAGUGGCGUUAGUUGUAAUCGCCUUGUUUGUGGCGGGAGGUGUCAUACUAUUUAAAAAGAAGAAAAAGCGUUCGAUAGAUAUUUAUGACUAGAAAAAGAAUGAAGACAUACAAGAGAAAAUUCCGGACGUUCGGAAUGAAGUUCAGUUAUCAUCCUCUCCAGCCGGAACUAAAUGUGUCACGUGAUCAAUAGCCUUUGUUCUAUGUUUGUUAUGUUGUAUAUCAUUUUCAAUAUAUAAGUUUUUGGUUAAGUAAGGAACCUUAACAAAUUUAACAAUGCUAUUUAUUGCAUAUACAUGUAAAAACAUUGUUGUUUAUAACUAUCUCAUUUGUUUAUAAAUAUAACUAAGUUUCCACUGUUUUGGUAGCUGUCUUUUUUAAGACAUCUUGUAAGUGAAAGAUAACCUGACUGAAUAAGUUAGGCAAUGUUGAGUGUUAAUCUUAUUUCUGCUAUACAAUAGAGCAUCCAGUUAAAAUGUAUGUCUUCAUAAUAAAUGAAUUAACUAAUUAUCCGCUGAAGUGUUGCUUUUCCGAUAAAAUAUAUGUUUAUUUCUUUUAAUAUAGAUUGUUGGUCAUGGAAUAAAGUCUACAUACACUUAAA